This is a messenger RNA of Enterobius vermicularis (human pinworm), 504 nucleotides long. NCBI's taxonomy places the organism in Eukaryota, Metazoa, Nematoda, Chromadorea, Rhabditida, Oxyuridae. The record is from the annotation of a GenBank genome assembly.
AUGGGUUUCAUCUUUCUAUCGUUGGUUGAAUUAGCUAUUGUUGGCCAAAUGGAACGACAUGUAUUUAGAAGGACAAAAAAAUUGGCUGAAAAACGACAUCCUUACCAGAAAGUUUGCAAAGAUUCAGUAUACGGCUCAAUUGAAAAGACGAUAAAAGCUGUUGAAGCUGCACCGAUAUUUUGUCAUUCAACAUUACGUGCUGAGGAACCACCGUAUCCAAAAAGGAGGAAAACAUGCGUUGUUGAACGACCAACGCUAGACGAGAAUUCACUUCAUACUCCUGGCAGUGUAUACACUUCAUCAACUGAUGCUCACUUAGAUGAUAUCCCCAGAAGCUUUCAGUGGAGUGGGGAAGCAGUAGAUAGAAUAUUUCGUGUAUGUAUUCCGCUUUGUUUUUCCUGCUUUAAUUGUUUCUUCUGGCUUUAUUAUACUUCACGGUCCAAAGCUGAAAUGGAGCGAUUACUGGAAAAUGGAAAUCUAACUGGUUCUUAUACCCCUGAAUAA